This is a messenger RNA of Epinephelus lanceolatus (giant grouper), 1881 nucleotides long. RefSeq names its product methyltransferase 6, methylcytidine (gene mettl6). The record is from RefSeq and is a predicted model, not a curated record. NCBI's taxonomy places the organism in Eukaryota, Metazoa, Chordata, Actinopteri, Perciformes, Serranidae.
AAGAAUUUAAGGGACGGACAAGAUGGACGAGUAAUGUGGAAAAGUGCAACCAGGCGCAGGACUUUUAAAACUUUAAGUUGAUUUAAGUCUCGUUUAUCAUCAAAACAACUCAAGUUUUAAAGUUUGAUAGUUUCCCCACAAAUUACAGAUUAUUGGAGCAGCUGACAGAAACUGUGACGCAACUAAAUCCGAGGUUUUCUAACAGCAUCAUGGCGCUGUCGACAAAUCAAAGUUUCCCGGGUGAUAUUAAAGUAACACCUCCUGAAGAAGAAGACGUGGUUACAAAAGAUGAAAUGUCUCCGUGUGUCCUCGGACAGACCAAAGCCUCCGCCCCCAGAGAGUUAACCCCGGAGGAGCGGGACAGACUCGGCGGGGAGCGGACUCUGGUGUCCGACUUCAAACUGAUGAAGCUGGAGAAAGACGCGCAGAAGAACUGGGACCUGUUUUAUAAAAGAAACACGACGAACUUCUUCAAGGACAGACACUGGACCACCAGAGAGUUUGAAGAGCUCAAGGCAUGCAGAGAGUUUGAGUCUCAGAAGCUGGUGCUGCUGGAGGCCGGCUGCGGCGUCGGGAACUGCAUCUUCCCUCUGCUGCAGGACGACCUCAACAUCUUUGUUUACGCCUGUGACUUCUCACCACGAGCUGUUGAGUUUGUCAAACAAAACCCUCUGUACUGCCCCGAGCGCUGCUGUGCCUUCCAGUGUGACCUCACUAAAGACGACCUGAGGGAGAAUGUGGCCGAAGGCAGCGUGGACGUCGUCACUCUCAUCUUUGUGCUGUCGGCCAUCCACCCCGACAAGAUGAAGCUGGCGUUGCAGAACAUCAGCAGGGUGCUGAAGCCCGGAGGCAUCGUCCUGUUCAGGGACUACGGCCUGCACGACCACGCCAUGCUGCGAUUUAAAGCCGGCAGCAAGCUGGGGGAGAACUUCUACGUCCGCCAAGACGGAACCAGGUCCUACUUCUUCUCUAAAGAGUUCCUGGCUGAGCUGUGUGUGGACGCCGGCCUCCAAUCUGUUUCUAACGACUACGUCCUGAGGGAGACGGUCAACAAAAAGGAGGGGCUUUGUGUUCCCAGAGUGUUCCUGCAGAGCAAAUUCACCAAACCCAGCCAGUCACAGAGCUCCUGAUGUCACUCAGCCUCAUACAUCUACAAACAGGUGGACAAAUGUAAGAUUCAGAUGUCUGGUUGACUUUGGAUGACCAACAAAAAAUAAUAUUCCUUGAAAAGGAAGUGUGUGGCCUCCACACACACACACUUUUAAAUCCUCCAGACUGUUUGGGAGACACAGGAGGUUCAGGGAGAUGAAGAACUCCUCCUCCGACUAAUCAACUGCUGCCUUUCGUUCCUUCGCCAGCAGAUGGCGACAGUGUUUGAACUGAGACUCUUACAGGUGGGAAUAUGUGGAACUGUGUGAACACUGAAGCACAAACUGUUGUGCAGGGACAUUAGCUGGACACAGAGUGAAUCUCAGUGAACAGUAUUUAUCGGUUCAGAUCAGUUUACGUUUUAUUUCACAGCCGUCGUCACUCUGAUCGGCCUGUCGCGUCACCUGGAGACGUUUCUCUCUCAGCCUUUAAACUUCUGUUUUGAUGCCUCCUCUAUAAUUUACUGCGUCCCUUAUUUAUGUGAUCUUUUUAAUGAGGUGAGUACUUUUUAAUUUUUAUAUGAAUAAUAUGUUUUUCAUUAUUUUUACCUGCCUGUGUUUAAAAAAAAACAUUCAGCUACAUUAUGUCAUUUCACACUCUGUCUAAAACAUGCUCACAGUGUUUCAUCCUGAUCGUGGUCCUAUUUAAAAUCAUUUCUGCUGUGAACCUCAGAAGCAGAUAUUUAUCAUGCAUCAACAUCGUGACCUUUUCAAAAUAAACUUAUGAAAACUU